ACACUUAAGCUCACACUCUCAAGCUCACUCUCUGACGUUGUUCCUCUCAUUUCUUAAGAUGGCAAAAGAUAUGAUUAAAAGAUGGAUAUUGGAAGAUGAGGAUGGUGAUUAUGACGAUGAGCUUGGCUUGUUUGAUGUGGCUACUGAGAGAGUGAGUCAUCGAACAGAUAGAGGAGCAGGAUGGCGUUAUGUUCAACAGCUUAUGUAUGAAUCUGAUCAGCAGUGCUAUGAUAUUCUUCGGAUGCAUCAGAGAACUUUUAAAGCUUUGUGUAAGUUGCUAACUGAGCAAUAUGGAUUGAAGGAGUCUCACAACGUCUACCUUGAGGAAUCUGUUGCAAUGUUUCUUGAGGUUGUUGGUCAAGACAAGACUAAGCGGGUUAUUGCUUCAAGGUAUCAAAGAUCAUUGGAUACGGUACAAAGGAAGCUUGAUGAUGUCUUAUGUGCUCUUCUCAAGUUUGCAGCAGAUACACUAAGACCACAAGAAGGCGAGUUUGAAAGAGUAAGUCCUGUUGUGAGGAAUGAUCGUCAGUAUUGGCCUCAUUUCAAAGAUUGUGUCGGAGCACUUGAUGGAACGCAUGUCCCGGUUCGUCCUCCAAGUCAGAAUGCAGAAGCCUAUAAUGGUAGAAAAGGAGUUACAAUGAAUGUUCUUGCUAUAUGUAACUUCGAUAUGAAGUUCAUAUAUGCAUAUGUCGGAGUACCUGGUAGAGCACAUGAUUCAAAGGUCUUGACUCAUUGUGCGAGGAAUGAGGCUUCUUUCCCACAUCCUCCUCCUGGAAAGUACUACCUAGUUGAUUCCGGAUACUCGACCAGGACAGGGUAUCUUGGUCCGCAUCGUAAUAUGCGAUAUCAUAUUCCUCAAUUUCGUAGAGGAGGACCACCAGUUAGUGCACGAGAGCUGUUUAACAAAAGGCAUUCAAGUCUGCGAUCAUACAUUGAGAGGACAUUUGGAGUAUGGAAAGCAAAAUGGAGGAUUUUGGACCGUAAGCAUCCAAAAUAUGGUCUGGUCAAGUGGAUUAAGUUGGUGACAGCGACGAUGGCGUUACACAACUUCAUACGUGAUUCACAUCGGGAUGAUCAAGAUUUUUUAGAAUGGGAAAAUGUUGAUGUUGGAGUUGCUCAUAGUGAUGGUGAAGAAGAAGAAGGUGAUGAUGAUGAUGAUGAUGAUGAUGAUGGUGGUGGUGGACAUAUUGAAUAUGAACCGAGAGGUGAUACAGCAAUGGAGGCUUUGCGUGAUAACAUCACAAACGGAUUUGGUAGAGGUCGUUUACCAUAUUAAAUCAUGUUUAAGUUAAUGAUUUUUUUUUAAGACUUGUUGUAAUAUUUGUUUUAUCAACCAACUUAAUUUCAUGUUUCUUUUAUCUAUAAAACAUAUUUGCCUUAUUUGUUUG
Messenger RNA from Raphanus sativus (radish), 1388 nucleotides. RefSeq lists its product as uncharacterized. The transcript is spliced from 2 exons. The record is from RefSeq and is a predicted model, not a curated record. Bases 59 to 1276 code for a protein of 405 amino acids. NCBI's taxonomy places the organism in Eukaryota, Viridiplantae, Streptophyta, Magnoliopsida, Brassicales, Brassicaceae.